UGUCAACACUGUCAAUCGACCUAACCAAAGACAAAAGUCGCAAAACAAACGUGCUGAAAAAAGACCUAAAAAGUCGUGAAAGCGCGUAUAUUUUGUGGAAAAAACCAUUUUAUAAAUGAAAAAUGGCUGUGCGGCCACAAAACAUUAACGACGGAGGGAUUGUAGAGCGUCGGUUGCGGCCAAUAUACGACUGGUUAGAUAAUGGAAACAAUAAAAAAGCUCUUCAAGAGGCCGAGAAAGUGCUCAAAAAGAGUCCUGCUUUGCAGGCGGCUAGAGCUUUGAAAGCCUUAGCGCUUUUUAGGUUAGGAAAAGGACCGGAGGCAUUUGUUGUGUUGGACGCCCUGGCUGAAGAGAAGCCCAGUGAUGAUACCACUCUUCAGGCGAUGACAAUAACGUACAGGGAAUCUCAGCAAUUGCCCAAAGUUUGUGCACUGUAUGAAGCUGCUGUGAAAGUGGAGCCCACAAGUGAGGAGCUUCACUCUCACUUGUUCAUGUCCUAUGUCCGCAUCGGAGACCACCUCUCACAACAGAGGGCUGCCAUGGCCCUGUAUAAGUUUGCUCCCAAAAACCCGUAUUACUUUUGGGCAGUCAUGAGUAUUGUAUUGCAGGCCAAAUCAUCAGAGGACACCAAGAAAAAAGGUCUAUUGCUCACACUUGCUCAGCGGAUGGUUGACAACUUCAUAGCUGACAACAAAAUGGAGGCUGAACAAGAAGCUAGGUUAUACAUCAUGAUCUUAGAACUCCAAGAGAAGUGGGAAGACAUCUUGAAGUUCAUUCAGAGUCCACUCUAUGGUCAAUUAGUCCCAGGCUCCUCUGUCCAAGCCUGUAUCCCUUAUUUAAAGAAGUUGGGCCAAUGGCGAAAGCUGAACCUUCUUUGUAAGGAAUUGUUAUGGGAUAACCAGGAUAGAUGGGAUUAUUACUUACCAUAUUUUGACUCUGUCUUCCAAUUAAUGAAAGAGACUGAUGCGGAUAAAGAAAGUACAGCAGAUGAUACAGCAGAAAAAUGUCACGAAUUUAUAUGUCAAUUGGUUGAGAGUAUGUCUUCGGGAAGACAGUUGCGAGGGCCUUAUUUAGCACGCUUGGAAUUGUGGAAGAGGUUAUCUGUUGACGGAGACCCCACAGUGUUGCUUGGGAGUGGGGUGGCACUGUGUGUACAGUAUUUGAGGGUGUUUGCGAAGAAGCCCUGUGCUGUGCCGGACCUCAGGCCGUAUUUGACCAUGAUCCCGCAGAAGGAGAGAGAGGAACAUUGCAGAGAUUUCUUGACGUGUUUGGGCUUCGAUGAGAAUAGUGAACCUGAGACGACAGAGGACGUACAACGCCACAUAUCGUGCCUAUCGGCGUGGCGGCUGACGGCGGCGCCGCUACGGCCGGCGGAGAGCCUCGCGCUCGCUGCCAUCUUGCGGAGACACUACCUCCGCUGCGUGCACCGGAAACUGCUCACUGCGACCGCCACGGAGCUUUGUGCUGUCGAUGUCUAUGGAAUACUGGCUGCUCAUCACUACUUCUACGCUGCCAUGGAUCUGCAGAGCUCCUCGCCUAUCAUCGAAGCGCUGUGCUUGUUAGAGUUAGUACUGCAAAAUUCUCCUGCCAAUUUCCACGCGAAAUUGUUACUGGUCAAGCUGUACCAUCACCUCGGCAACGCUCUGGCAGCCGACACUAUAUACCAGCGGCUGGAGGUGAAGCACAUACAACUGGUGUCAUUAGGCUGGCUGCACGCGGCCAGGCUGGCGCCCGCCGCCGCGUUCUCCCGCUCACUGCAACUGCUUGCUGACACGAGGGCUUUCCAUGAACAUCAUAGUAAAGAUAGCGUGGAGCACCUGACGUACGCGUACAAGUACGGCACGUUCGAGAAGCUGGUGGAGCUGGUGUCGUGGAGCGCGCGCGUGGCGCGCUGCGGCGCGUGCAGCGGCGCGGUGCGCGCGCGCGCGCUGCUGGCGCUGCUGGCCGGGCCCAGCGCGCCGCUGCACGCGCCGCGUCCGCUGCCCGCCGAUCUCGUUGACAACCGCGACCUGAACGUGAUCGUGAGCUGGCGGCCGCCGCAGUUCAUCGACCUGGAGCUGAAACAACGCUCGUUCGAACAGGACAUGGCGUACUUGCGGCUAAAAGACGCUCUGGUGUCCGCCAUCGCGCUCUGCAUCGAGUGCGCCGACUCCAGGCCGAUGGAAGAGAAAAGGCCGCAAUACUCGGAGCUGCUCACGUGUGUGGACGCCUUCAGCGACGCGAUGACCAUCUGCCAGCAGAAGUACAGCGGCCGGGAGAAGAUCAGCAUAGAGGCGCCUUUCCCCGCAAGGAUUAUUGCGUUCGUGAAUUCCGAAGUGCCGUACCGGGAGUUGUACUGCACCACCCUCCGCAUGGUGGGCGAGCUGGCGAUGAGCAACCGCGAGGCGGCGCUGCGGCUGAGCGCGCGCCUGCGCGUGCUGGAGUGCGGCGCGCGCGCGGCGCUGCGGGCCGAGCGUGCGCGGCUCGUCGCGCAUGGCGACCCUGGCUGGAUCAUGCGCGAGGUGCUCGAAAACGUCGCCAACUAUUUAGAGUUCAUAGGCAUAAUAACAUUCCUCCUGGGCGUCUGCAACGAGCUGGUAGCGCCGGCGAACACCAAGAAGUCCAAGAAGAAAACCAACCAAUCACCGGACGAGGUAAAGACCACUGACGAUCUCAACAAACUCAACGAGACAGUCCAAGAAUCCAUCGCCUUCCUGGAGAGCAUCUUCGACAAAUGGCCUCACUACGAAACAAAGUCAACACUAGAUGAAGAAUUAAAAAAAUUAAACUUGAACAAAGACAAACUUGACCCAGUCGAGCAAAAAUUAAAACAGGGACGCCGGGACAUGAUAGAGGACGUCAAGAAAAUUCUCAAAAACAAAUCGAAAUACUUGAAAAGUCUUAUACAAUGAUGUGGCCUUUCUUAAAUGUGUGCGUACGCCACGUCGCGAAGUUGUGAAACGGUGGAGCUAGUCAACUUGUUAUUCCGUUGUUUUAUUUCUAUUUCGAUUUUAAAAGCUGAGAUUUUUUGUUUUAAAUAUAACACGAGGCUAAAACUAUGAAUUUCGAUGUGGGUAAAAGUACAAAUCUUUCAUUUGUAUUACUAGAUAGUAUUUUUGAUGUUUUAAUUUCUAGUAUUUAUCCAUAAUGUGGCCAUAAUAUAGUCUUCUAAGCCACAUGGGUCACUGCUGGAUUUUUAAAUGAAAUAUUUAUCGUAAACUUUUUAUAAAUAAAAUUUAUUUACUUUUUUAUAUUCUUGGUCAAUGUAAUUGACAAUUAUUUAUUUUUUUCAAAAUUUUCGCUUCGCUGUAUGGUGUACGCAUUGCAUGUAAUAUUUAAUAUUAACAUAUCUUGUAAAUACUCCUUAUGAAACGCAUAGUUAUUUCCCUCCAAUUUGUGAAUAUACCCAAUAGUUUUAUUUGCAAA
Messenger RNA from Plodia interpunctella (Indianmeal moth), 3405 nucleotides. It is a transcript of the gene psidin, whose product is annotated as phagocyte signaling impaired. Gene Ontology annotation, molecular function: protein binding. The coding region runs from base 123 to 2891 and encodes 922 amino acids. The record is from RefSeq and is a predicted model, not a curated record. NCBI's taxonomy places the organism in Eukaryota, Metazoa, Arthropoda, Insecta, Lepidoptera, Pyralidae. Gene Ontology annotation, cellular component: NatB complex; cytoplasm. Gene Ontology annotation, biological process: N-terminal peptidyl-methionine acetylation. The transcript has 12 exons.